Gadus macrocephalus (Pacific cod) is the source of this 1331-nucleotide messenger RNA. RefSeq names its product eukaryotic translation initiation factor 3, subunit I (gene eif3i). The record is from RefSeq and is a predicted model, not a curated record. Gene Ontology annotation, molecular function: RNA binding; translation initiation factor activity; protein binding. Gene Ontology annotation, biological process: cytoplasmic translational initiation. Lineage: Eukaryota; Metazoa; Chordata; Actinopteri; Gadiformes; Gadidae. Gene Ontology annotation, cellular component: cytoplasm; eukaryotic translation initiation factor 3 complex, eIF3m. The coding region runs from base 158 to 1135 and encodes 325 amino acids. The transcript has 11 exons.
GGCCGGUAGAGGGUCCUGACCGGCCGCUAGGGGGGCCAAGGCGGAAGUGCUAACUCCUUUCCGCCGAAAACCCGGCGCUUGAUCCACGAGUGUUGGUCCUUUCUAUUUCUUCGUUGGAAUAAACAACCACCGAAUACGGAGUAAAGGGACUUCAAUCAUGAAACCCAUCCUGCUGCAGGGGCACGAGCGCUCCAUCACUCAGAUCAAGUACAACCGGGAAGGAGACCUGCUCUUCUCCGUGGCCAAGGACACGGUUGUGAACGCGUGGUACUCCGUCAACGGCGAGCGACUGGGGACCUACAAUGGGCACACUGGAGCCGUGUGGUGUGUGGACUGUGACUGGGACACCAAGAACGUGUUGACGGGGUCUGCAGACAACAGCUGUCGACUGUGGGACUGUGAAACAGGUAAACAGCUGGCCCUGCUUGAGACCAGCUCUGCCGUCAGGACCUGUGGCUUCGACUUCAGCGGCAACAUCAUCAUGUUCUCCACGGACAAGCAGAUGGGCUACCAGUGCUUCCUCAACUUCUUCGACCUGAGGGAUCCCCAGCAAAUAAAGGACAACCAGCCCUACAUGACGGUGCCCUGCAGCGAGUCCAAGAUCACCAGCGCCGUGUGGGGGCCCCUGGGCGAUUACGUCAUCGCCGGACACGAGAGCGGAGAGAUGAACCAGUUCAGCGCCAAGUCCGGGGAGGUCCUGAAGAAGAUCAAGGAGCACACCAAGCAGAUCAACGACAUGCAGAGCUCCGUGGACCUCACCAUGGUGAUCAGCGCCUCCAAGGACAACACUGCCAAGCUGUUUGACUCCACAACUCUGGAUCACAUCAAGACCUUCAAAACAGAGAGACCCGUUAACUCUGCGGCCAUUUCGCCCAUCAUGGACCACGUGGUGAUGGGAGGUGGACAGGAGGCCAUGGAGGUCACCACCACAUCUACCAGGAUCGGCAAGUUUGAGGCCAGGUUCUUCCAUGCUGCUUAUGAAGAGGAGUUCGGCAGAGUCAAGGGUCACUUCGGCCCCAUCAACUGUGUGGCCUUCCACCCGGAUGGAAAGAGCUACAGCAGCGGGGGAGAGGACGGCUACGUGAGGAUUCACUACUUCGACCCACAUUACUUUGACUUUGAGCUGGAGGCCUAACCACAAAGGACUACCAACCGACCAGGGCCCCUACCCUAAUGAACUGUCACGUCUACGGGCGCCAGCGGGGCCUUCGCAUGGAUGAAGGGUUGUGACCCAGAAGACCGUUUAUUUCAUCCCUGGAGUUUUUGUAUUGUUAAUCUGCAGUGGUUUUGCCAUCUAACUUGACUCCUGCAUUAAACCUGAUUAAAUUCCA